CUUCCGGGUCUCCGUAAACAGGGCGCAUACGGAAUCGCCUCCUCACAAAAAUGUCAAAAGUAACGUUUAAAAUCACGCUGACGUCGGACCCCCGGCUGCCAUACAAAGUACUCAGUGUCCCUGAGGGUACGCCGUUUACCGCAGUGUUGAAGUUUGCAGCUGAGGAGUUCAAGGUACCAGCAGCAACCAGUGCCAUCAUUACUAAUGAUGGAAUAGGAAUCAACCCCGCACAGACAGCAGGAAAUGUGUUUCUAAAGCACGGCUCGGAGCUGCGCAUUAUUCCCAGAGACAGAGUGGGAGGACGAGGAGGGCGCUGCGGCUGUACCCCCACGCCGGCGCUGUGACUCACCAGCAGCUUCCUGCAGAACACUGGAGACUCCGGGAAACACCUGGCUGUGUUUUGUAUUUAUUUCUCUGGACGGCAAUGGACAGGGACUCACGUAUUGAAACGUGUGCACACACAAACACACACACUCUAAUGUAUAAGACAUUGCCUCCAUCAUGUCUAUGAAGAUCAUCCUGUAAACAUUCUGUCGUAGAGUCGCGGUGACAUCAAGAGGGCCCAAAGAUACCGACCAGUCGAUUAAAAACACACAAAUGGAGACGGCUCAGUGUUUGUGGCGGGGACUACAAAUACGUUCUGCGUGAACAGAUAUAGCUUUUGUACCCGUCAGGUGUGACGGUAACGGCUGAAUCAUCAGUCUCAGAUGUCCGCUGCUUCACUAAGUCUAUUCUUGCUUUGCUUUCGGUUAGAGCUGUUAACACACGGAGGUUCAUAGUAUCUAGACUAAUGCACAUGCAACAAGGUUUUAUGGAGGCUUAUCAUUACGCUAAGAGUUUUUAGAAAUGCAUAAAAUCUGCAGGUUUCCCCAUUAGGCAUUCUCUUAUAUCCUGUCAGCCAAGCAUUCCUGAACCAGUUAAAAGAAUAAAUAAAUGCACCUCCCACAUGAAUUUGCUAUAUGAAACUGCUCCUCUGGUGCACAGCAGAAGGAGAAGUCCUUUAGAUCUGUCCAACUCGCAUGCAUUUUUAGAGAAACGUUACUGUUAACCGGUAGGCGAUGAGCUGCAUGGAUCUUUGCUGCCCUCUGUCGGGACAAACGUGACCUUCAGUUCGCCAAAUUCCUCACCAGCCCCCUUACACAAACAGCACCCCGUUAUGCACCAUCAUCAUCACUGUCACGUGAUUGAUAUGAGCGCGUUAACGUCUCAGCAGCACCCAAAAUAAGACGAGGUCCCGGUUCAAGAGCCCGGGUAUUAAUGUUGUCAAGGAAAUGACGAAUUAAAAUCAUUUGCUCAUC
Lampris incognitus (smalleye Pacific opah) is the source of this 1298-nucleotide messenger RNA. RefSeq names its product ubiquitin-fold modifier 1 (gene ufm1). The transcript has 6 exons. Gene Ontology annotation, biological process: protein K69-linked ufmylation. Bases 51 to 344 code for a protein of 97 amino acids. NCBI's taxonomy places the organism in Eukaryota, Metazoa, Chordata, Actinopteri, Lampriformes, Lampridae. Gene Ontology annotation, cellular component: nucleus; cytoplasm. The record is from RefSeq and is a predicted model, not a curated record.